AUGUCAGGUCGAGGAGAUGGGGGUGACUCCUCCGGCGACUCUGCGGCGGAAAACAGAAAGAGGUCAAGAGAAGAGCUCGUGGCCCUGAGGAUGCAAGUUAGCUCGCUGACGGAUCAGAUGAGCCAGCUAAUGUCUCUAGUGGAGGAUACCAUGAAGGCAAGCNGAGGUGAGAGUAGCCGCUGCUCACAACCAAGGUUAUAGUAGUGCCAUGGGAGAUGGUCGUGCUGCUGUUGGCUUUGGAUACGGAGCCACAACCCCAGCGACGGGGUAGCAAAGUGUGCGGUACACUUCUUCUUCGUUCAGCGGGAAAUCGGAAGAUUUUGACGAAUGACUAAAUGAUUUCCGCAUGGCAGCUAAUGGCGCGAACGUGUUAGAACAAUUUGAAGAAAGCGGGAGCUUGGAGAUCCCCGUCAACAGCGGAAAGAGAAAGUUUUCGCUGUCACAGCAGUACCGGAGCGAGCAAGUAGAGCUCGCAUUCCACGCGCGGAACUUCCUGUCUCACGUGUUGAAAGAGAAAGAUCGGAAAAUCAUGAAGAGGGCAGAGACGCCCCAGGGGGCUCUUCGUGAGCCCAAGACCAUACACGACCCUGAAUCAUCUGUACAGCCGUCAGAGGACCUCAAGUCCCUGACGUCGACCAAGAUCUCUAGAAGUGGAAACCCCCAAAACGCCCUAAAUAAGAUGCUCUAAACCGCAAAGUCCUUAACCGAGAAAGGACUAACUGUCAACGAAACGUUCGUCCUUCACCUCUUUCUGGAUGCCCUUUCGGACAAGUAUGCCAUGACAAAGCACAACCUGCGACACGCGAAGA
Messenger RNA from Ectocarpus sp. CCAP 1310/34, 809 nucleotides. Lineage: Eukaryota; Phaeophyceae; Ectocarpales; Ectocarpaceae. The record is from the annotation of a GenBank genome assembly.